Messenger RNA from Pseudozyma flocculosa PF-1, 339 nucleotides. RefSeq lists its product as uncharacterized. Bases 1 to 339 code for a protein of 112 amino acids. The transcript is spliced from 2 exons. Gene Ontology annotation, molecular function: structural constituent of ribosome. Gene Ontology annotation, cellular component: cytosolic large ribosomal subunit; ribosome. The record is from RefSeq and is a predicted model, not a curated record. Lineage: Eukaryota; Fungi; Basidiomycota; Ustilaginomycetes; Ustilaginales; Ustilaginaceae. Gene Ontology annotation, biological process: cytoplasmic translational elongation.
AUGAAGCACAUCGCAGCCUACCUCCUCCUCACUCUCGGCGGCAAGGAGUCGCCCUCGGCCGCCGAUAUCAAGUCUCUCCUCGAGACUGUCGGCAUCGAGGCCGACUCUGAGCGCCUCGACAAGCUCAUCUCCGAGCUCCAGGGCAAGGACAUUAACCAGCUCAUUGCCGAGGGCCAGGAGAAGCUCGCCUCCGUCCCCGCCGGCGGUGCUGCCCCCGCCGCUGCCGCUGGUGGCGCUGCUGCCGCCGCCGGUGGUGCCGCCGAGGAGAAGAAGGAGGAGAAGAAGGAGGAGGAGAAGGAGGAGUCCGACGACGACAUGGGAUUCGGUCUUUUCGACUAA